AAAGUUUCAAAUACAAAAUAAGAAUUUGUAAGCAAUUAAGAAGAUUAAAUUGGUUAUUCUAAUAAUAUCAAGAUAACAUUCGAACGUAGAUCAUUCAGUUAAUAUCUUCCUAUUCCUAUUGUUUUAUUAAAAAAAUUGAGCUAAUAUAUAUUACCUCCAAGCUCAUCUGAUUUGUACAACUCUACAUAUAAAAUGACUAGUGAAUCAGAGAGAGCAUAUUGCUUCAAAACCGAAAAUAAAUUCAUUGUUAAAACUGGAUGUAAAAAGCGUAUGUGGAGAUCAUUAAAGCAAAUUUUAGCUGCAGACAGGGCUUUACCAUGGCCGGAGGAUGCGGUUCUUUAUUAUUCAAUAAAUGCCCCUCCAACUUUUAAACCAACUAAAAAAUACUCUGAUAUAUCUGGAUUACCAGCACCUUACAUGGAUCGUCACUCAAAACUUUACUAUAGUAAUGCUGAAGAGUUUGCAACUGUUAGAAACCUUCCAAUGGACAUUACAGCAGGAUAUUUACAAUUAAGAGGAGCCACAACAAUUGUUGGAUAAAAUACAUAAGCAUAAAUGUAUUAAAAUGGUAAUGCACACUAAAUAAUAGUUAGGGAUAUUUUUUAUAAUUUUUUUUAUUUAUCUAAUUUAAAAUUAAAACUUAUAACAAAUAAACCAUUUUUAGCAUUGUUUUCUUUAAACCAUCUUCCUGAUUUAUGUUCCUGACCUACUGCUGCAUAUAACUGUUUACCAUCACUAGUAAAGUUCAUACUGUUCACAAAACCAUUUAUUU
Messenger RNA from Pieris rapae (cabbage white), 772 nucleotides. Its product is annotated as INO80 complex subunit C. The record is from RefSeq and is a predicted model, not a curated record. The transcript has 2 exons. The coding region runs from base 193 to 540 and encodes 115 amino acids. Gene Ontology annotation, cellular component: Ino80 complex. Gene Ontology annotation, biological process: chromatin remodeling. NCBI's taxonomy places the organism in Eukaryota, Metazoa, Arthropoda, Insecta, Lepidoptera, Pieridae.